Sodiomyces alkalinus F11 is the source of this 1373-nucleotide messenger RNA. Its product is annotated as ClpP/crotonase. The record is from RefSeq and is a predicted model, not a curated record. Bases 4 to 873 code for a protein of 289 amino acids. Lineage: Eukaryota; Fungi; Ascomycota; Sordariomycetes; Glomerellales; Plectosphaerellaceae. Gene Ontology annotation, cellular component: mitochondrion. Gene Ontology annotation, molecular function: delta(3,5)-delta(2,4)-dienoyl-CoA isomerase activity. The transcript has 3 exons.
ACCAUGGGGAUCCAAGGUUACGACACGUUCAAAUAUUUCCUCGUCUCCUCCCCGUCGGAAUAUGUAGCUCAGGUUGAAAUCAACCGGCCGGACAAGCUCAACGCCUUCUCCCCGCCGGUAUGGUUGGAGUUCGGCCGCCUAUUCGCCCAGCUCAGCCACGACCCCGACGUCCGCGCCGUCGUAUUGUCGGGCGCCGGUCCCCGCGCCUUCACCGCCGGACUCGAUGUCCAAGCCGCCUCCUCCAAGGAUGGGCUCCUGUCCGACGUCUUCCACGGCGACGGGAGGGGCGACAAGGACGCGGCCCGUCAGGCCGCCGCGCUGAGACGGCAUAUUGUAGAGUUCCAAGACAGCAUUGGCGCGGUGGAAAAGUGCGAGAAGCCCGUCAUCUGCGUCAUGCACGGCGUGUCGCUGGGUCUUGCCAUCGACAUCGCCUGCUGCGCCGACGUGCGCGUCUGCACGCGCGACGUCCGAUUGGCGGUCAAGGAGGUCGAUAUCGGCAUUCCGGCCGACAUCGGCAGCCUGGCUCGCCUGCCGCGCAUCGUGGGCAGCAUGUCCUGGGUCAAGGACGUGUGCCUGACGGCGCGGGACUUCUCGGCCGAUGAGGCCCUCGCCGUGGGGUUCGUGAGCCAGGUGCACAAGGACAAGGCGGCUGCGGUCCAAGCCGCAUUGCAGCUGGCAACAUUCAUCGCUGCCAAGAGCCCCGUGGCCGUGCAAGGUACCAAGGAGUUGCUGAACCACGCCAGAGAUCAUUCCGUCGCCGAGAACUUGCGAUACACAACGGUGUGGAACUCGUCCGCCGUGCAGUCGAAUGACCUCAAGGCGGCCUUGUUGUCUGGCCUGCGGAAGAGCAAGCCGCGUUUUGAGAAGCUAUAGCGAGGAGACAACUUUCAUUUGACCAUUCGGUAUAUCCGCCGAGAUCGGUCUGGCGGAGACAAUAGUGAUCUGUGCAUAUCCGCGAGGCUGCUGUUAUAGCGUUGCAAGCUUGGUCUUUUUCUCUCUUUUCUUCCCCCCCACCCCCCCUUGUUUAGUGUGUCCAUAUCCCGAGGGUCACGAAGCGCGUUGCAUGCACCCUCCACCAGUGUCUCUCCUAACGUAGGAUCAUGAUUGCCAGGAUUCGACAUAUGUAGCCGAUGACGGGGUCGCACAUGAGACGGUAAACGGAGUGCGUUGGAAUGCGGGUAGCAGUGGCAGUGACAGUAGUAGGAGCCACGGUGUUGGAAAGUGUUAAAAUGGGACGGGGCCGCGAGGCAACGGAGCCUCGUCGAAUAGCUUUUCUUCUUUCUUUGUGGUCCGUAUGCCGACUGGGUAUAGAAAGGGUUCACUCGGAGCCAGACUCGUCGACUGCCUGCUGGGUCUCUUUGAGUCGCUGCAAG